This is a messenger RNA of Drosophila gunungcola (fruit fly), 2609 nucleotides long. Its product is annotated as coiled-coil domain-containing protein 102A. Bases 184 to 2274 code for a protein of 696 amino acids. The record is from RefSeq and is a predicted model, not a curated record. NCBI's taxonomy places the organism in Eukaryota, Metazoa, Arthropoda, Insecta, Diptera, Drosophilidae. The transcript is spliced from 9 exons.
GACUAGUAAACAACAACAGCUGUUGGCGUGCGCAGGCGAAUGGCACUGCAAUUUAUUUUCUGUAUUCAGUUUUAGCUUUGUUCCAUAAAAACUGCAGGAAACCCGCCCACAAUGCAACAGUUUAGCUAGGCAGUUGUGGGGAAAGCGGACACCAACCAGGACUUGAACAAGGACGCCGGCGAAAUGUCACAGGCCGCAUCCACGACGCAGAGUGCGGCUAGCAGACGCCCACUGGCCAACGAAGUCAUCGGGACCACCAUGUCGGCCCGAUACGGCGAGACGGAAUGGGAGGCGCGGGAGUCCCAGAGGCAAAGGGAACUGCACGAGGCACGAGCCAGGGCGGCGCAAAUGGAGAAGACCAUGAAGUGGUGGUCCGAUUGUACUGCCAACUGGCGGGAGAAGUGGAGUAAGGUCCGCAACGAGCGGAAUAAAGCCCGAGAGGAGUCCAAGCAGCUAAGCCUCAAACUGGACGGCGCCAUGAAGGAGGCCCACUCCCUGAAGCGGGAGAAGAACGAUCUCGAGCUGCAGAUCACGCAGCUGAAGAAGGAGAUGGAGAAGGUGCACUCGCUGAUGAUGAAGCACGCCGGCCAAUUUCAUCGCGCCGACACCAGCGAGGAUGCGGAGGCCAAUGGACGGGACGCGAACUGCUCGCCGGACAUCUCAUCGGAUGGCUUAAAAAAUGUGAAUAGCGAGGAUGGUUUGGUCACCAAAUUGCCCAACGAUGUCAAAGAUCUUGACAUCGAGGAGUUCGCCAUGAAAGGGGCCGUGCCCAAGCAUCUGACCGAGUUGGACGAGGCGGCAGCUGCGGAGGAGAAGCGCCUGAUUCAACAGUUGUCCAAGGAUGACUUUGACGAGGACUACUUGCUGCAGAAAAUAUCUAUGCUGCAGUUGCGCCUGGACGAGGCACAGAAAACUCUUCAAGCGGAAAGAGAUGAGAAGCUGGAGCUGCACAAGAGCAUUGAAAAGCUGACGCUGGAGAUCCAGGACGUGCGCGGACGUCAAGAGGAGAUGCGCUCCGCCAAACAGGAGGCAGUACGCGAGCUUCUUACCCUUCAGGAGCAACAUCGCGCUGAGAUGCGUAUCGUUAACAACUCCCUGCAGGAGGAGAUUGCCGCUCGUGAGAAUCUCGAGCGUCGCCUCACGGAACUUCGCACUGAGCUGGAGCACCUUCAGGCGGAGAACGCCUCCGAAUGGGGCAAGCGCGAGCGUUUGGAGUCCGAGAAAUUGGCCAUGGAACGGGAUAACAAGAAACUGCGCGCAGAACUCAGGGACUACCAGGAACGGUCCGACCGCAAGUGCCGACCUAUGCAGGCAAAUGACGUGGAGCUGCGGGCGUUGCAACAGGAACUUUCUGAGCGCAACAAAGAGAUCAGCGAGGUGAAGAUGUCGCACGCCAAGCUGAAGAAGCUGCUGGCAGAGACAAACACCGAGCUGGGUCACGCCGUACGCCGUGCGGAGCAGUAUGAAGCGGAGGUCAAGCGCCUUCGGCAGCGUGUGGAGGAGCUAAAGCGGGAAUUAGCUGGCGCCGAGGAUGAGCUGGAUUCGGCAGUGAACCAAGUGAGACGUUUGCAGCGCUCUAACGAUGAGCUUGUUGGUCAGACCGAGGGUCUACAGGUGCAGAUACAGCACCUUCAGAAUAGACGAGCUCCGAGUCCCCAGCUGCGGGGAAUGGGCGGGGUCCAGCUGAGGAAUAAGAUUGCCGUGGAGCUGCCCAACGAUUGUCUGCCAAACAUCAACGAUCUGCGCCAGAUUUUUGAUGACUCGCAGGCGUGCUUGAGGAGCUCCCACAACGGCAGCGACGCAGCUGCCCAUCAUGCGGCUUCUGUCAAGCGCUCCAGUCACACGGAGCGGACGCUGCUCCAGCAGCAGCAGAGCAGUGCGGCGGCAUCUGCAGCGGCGGCGGCAGCGGCAGCAGCGGCCUUUUACGAUGCCAAACCCACACACCUCGAGGAGAAUAUAUUUGAGUCGAAGUCCCGGAACUUGGAGUUCGAGCGGGCCAAGCAGAAGUUCGAUAACCCGCAUGGGCAGCACCACCACCAUCACCAGAGACAGCGGUCCGGAAACGGGCGAUAUGGAAGCGCGGGAAGCAAUGCCAGUCGGGCGAACCUCGCCUUGCCGUUGAAGGGCAUGACGAACCUAGGAAGCAACUCCGUCUCCAGCAAAGAUGAGCUCAACCGGCAGCUGUAUGAGAAGGAGCAAUCCGCAGGUGCAGGCUAUGCCAGGAACAGCAUUAAUUUAGACGGUCUUAAAGUGUCCGACGAUGAGACUCCGUAGUUACGGUUCGACAAGCUUGCUGCUGGACGAUGAGACCGAGGGGAACAGCGAUUAAGAUAUAACCAAGACAUUCGAGGGACAGUAAUGGUAUUAAACGAUUAGUAUUAGUUUUCAAGCAUGCGUAAGUAUGUAGCGUAAUGUUGGUAGAGCAACCGCCCCAGAUAUUAUCCGCAUUCCUAGCUUUUGUUUGGGGCUGUUACCAACUGGUUCCUUAGUUGUUACAUAAGUUAAUAUAAACUUUCGCAGAAUUAUAAUACGUAUUUCGAGAUUCUAAAAUAAUGUAUACUUUUUACAAUUAAUCACAUAAGUAUGACAUAGUUAUAUGAUAAGUUUAA